Aspergillus clavatus NRRL 1 is the source of this 1500-nucleotide messenger RNA. RefSeq names its product 4-aminobutyrate transaminase gatA (gene gatA). The coding region runs from base 1 to 1500 and encodes 499 amino acids. Gene Ontology annotation, biological process: GABA catabolic process. Gene Ontology annotation, molecular function: pyridoxal phosphate binding. The transcript has 4 exons. NCBI's taxonomy places the organism in Eukaryota, Fungi, Ascomycota, Eurotiomycetes, Eurotiales, Aspergillaceae. Gene Ontology annotation, cellular component: mitochondrion. The record is from RefSeq and is a predicted model, not a curated record.
AUGGCAUCUCUUUCUCGAUCAACCCUUCGGCUGCGCGCCGCUACCCGGCUCCCUACUGCAGUCCGCUCGCUCUCGACCACCCCGCACUUGCGAGCAGCGGCGAAGCCUUACUUUGCUGAUGAACCCAGUGCUCCCACAGUGGCCACGGCCAUCCCCGGGCCCAAGAACAAGGCUGCGACUGCUGAGCUGGACAAGGUCUUUGAUGUUCGCAGCUUGAACAUGUUGACGGAUUACACCAAGUCCAUUGGAAACUACAUUGCUGAUCUUGAUGGCAAUGUCUUGCUCGACGUAUAUGCUCAGAUUGCCUCCAUCCCCGUUGGCUACAACAACCCCCACCUGCGCCAGGUCGCCUCAUCCCCGGAGAUGAUCACCUCGCUGAUCAACAGACCCGCUCUGGGAAACUUCCCUUCGGCUGAUUGGGCUGACAUCUUGAACACUGGUAUGCUCAGGGUCGCCCCCAAGGGUCUCAACCAGGUCUUCACUGCCAUGGCGGGUUCCGAUGCCAACGAAACCGCGUACAAGGCUGCCUUCAUGUACUACCGUCAGCUGCAGCGUGGCGGCCCUCAGGUUGAAUUCACCGAGGAGGAGGUCGAGUCGACCAUGAGAAACCAGUCCCCUGGAUCCCCUCAGCUGUCGAUCCUCUCCUUCAAGUCUGCCUUCCACGGCCGUCUCUUUGGCAGUCUGUCCACCACCCGCAGCAAGGCCAUCCACAAGAUGGAUAUCCCCGCCUUUGACUGGCCUCAGGCUUCCUUCCCCUCCCUGAAGUAUCCCCUGGAGGAGCAUGCUCAGGAGAACGCCCAGGAGGAGCAGCGCUGCCUGCAGGAGGUCGAGCGUCUCAUCAAGGAGUUCCACAACCCAGUCGCCGCCGUCGUUGUUGAGCCGAUCCAGUCCGAGGGUGGUGACAACCACGCCUCGCCUGCCUUCUUCCAGGGCCUGCGCGACAUCACCAAGCGCCACAACGUGCUCUUCAUCGUUGACGAGGUGCAGACUGGUGUCGGUGCCACCGGCAAGUUCUGGGCCCACGACCACUGGAACCUGCAGACUCCUCCUGAUAUGGUGACCUUCUCCAAGAAGGCCCAGACCGCCGGCUACUACUACGGCAACCCCGCUCUGCGCCCCAACAAGCCUUACCGCCAGUUCAACACCUGGAUGGGUGACCCUGCCCGUGCUCUGAUCUUCCGUGGCAUCAUCGAGGAGAUCGAGCGUCUCAACCUGGUGGAGAACACCGCGGUGACUGGCGACUACCUCUACGCCGGUCUGGAGCAUCUCGCCCAGAAGUACCCCGAGCACCUGCAGAACCUGCGUGGUAAGGGCCAGGGUACCUUCAUCGCCUGGGACACCCCCAAGCGCGAUGCCUUCCUCGCCAAGGCCAAGACUGUCGGUGUGAACAUUGGUGGCAGUGGUGUGGAAGCUGUCCGUCUGCGGCCCAUGCUGAUCUUCCAGCAGCAUCAUGCUGAUAUCCUCCUCGAGAGCGUCGAGAAGAUCAUCAAGCAGCUGUAA